This is a messenger RNA of Pelodiscus sinensis (Chinese soft-shelled turtle), 1320 nucleotides long. RefSeq names its product phosphatidylinositol glycan anchor biosynthesis class L (gene PIGL). Gene Ontology annotation, cellular component: endoplasmic reticulum. Gene Ontology annotation, molecular function: N-acetylglucosaminylphosphatidylinositol deacetylase activity. The record is from RefSeq and is a predicted model, not a curated record. Lineage: Eukaryota; Metazoa; Chordata; Testudines; Trionychidae.
CCGCGGCGGGGGUUGGGGGCACCGAACGCUGUGUGCGGCGGGAGCUGCGCGGGCCGAUGACGUACGCGCCCUGAUCUUGACGGCGCACCCUGAUGACGAAGCGAUGUUCUUUGCUCCCACAAUCCUCAGCCUGGGCAGGUUUCGGGCCGAGCUGUGGCUGCUGUGCGGCUCUACAGGAAAUUACUACAAUCAAGGUGAGAUUCGUAAGAAAGAACUUGUACAGAGUUGUGCUAUUUUGGGGAUCCCUCCUUCCAAUGUAACAGUUAUUGACCACAGGGACCUUCCUGACGAUCCAGCUGUUGAAUGGGACACACAGCUCCUCUCUGCCUUUGUGCUAAAGCACGUAGAAACCAACAACAUCAAUCUGGUGGUGACCUUUGAUGCGGGAGGAGUGAGCGGCCACGCUAACCACAUCGCCCUGUUUGCUGCUCUAAGGCACCUGCGCUCAGCAGAGAAGUUACCGGAAGGGUGCCGGGUCCUUGCGCUCAAGUCAGUAAACCUCCUCCGGAAGUACAUCUCCGUCCUGGACGUGCCCAUUAGCUGCCUCCAAUCCCGGGAUGUUCUCUUCAUACUAACAAAGGAGGAGUCUGAACGAGCCAUGCGAGCCAUGAGGUGCCAUCACAGCCAGCUGCUCUGGUUCCGCUACGUCUACCUGCUGUUCUCACGCUUUAUGGUGAUCAAUUCACUUGCCCUUCUGUGAGGGGAAAGGAGAAUCAGACGCAUUUCCAGGGGUACUGAGAGACCGAGACGGGAGCCAAAGGACAGGGUGGCUCUGCCCAACCAAGCACUACGGAAAGCUCUUCCUCGCUGUCUCAAGGAGACGACCAAACUCCACCUCCUGUGUGCCCUGCAGCUUUCGGACUGCAGAACCAGACAGUAUUUACCUCCCUCUGGACUCCCUUUGCCUGGGAGAUGCCUGGCUCCACCACUUACUGAACUGUCCCCUUGUAAUAGCGUCAGUGGUCUUAGACCACCAGCAAAUCCGACUGCUCUGAGUCUGAUUAGUGGGGAAAUAGAGUCGUGGAGAUAUUUACGAUACAUCAUGUACUGUAUAGGCUUUACCAACAGGUCUCCCUAAGGAGACCAAGCCCCGAUCACCACCUCGUGAUUCUGACUUUUACCCUUUUUCCUUUGCUGCGAAGGUCAAGCACUAACAGUGAUUUGUCCAAAGAUACUGUCCCUUGGGUUUGAACCAGAAUCCUCACAGCCCUCUGGCUGUAACGCCAAACCGCUCCGGACCUCCUGCUGCUGAGGGAGGGCUGGCUUCCUGACUCUGAAAUGCCAAAACUUUAGGAAUAAAAUAUUUAAAAUGACACAGUA